Phaeodactylum tricornutum CCAP 1055/1 is the source of this 1659-nucleotide messenger RNA. RefSeq lists its product with no specific name. The transcript has 2 exons. The record is from RefSeq and is a predicted model, not a curated record. NCBI's taxonomy places the organism in Eukaryota, Bacillariophyta, Bacillariophyceae, Surirellales, Neidiaceae. Bases 1 to 1659 code for a protein of 552 amino acids.
AUGGUCCCUGCCACUCAGCAAAUGACAGGUGCAGCAGUCUACGCCCACCUUUUGGAUAACAUUCUUCUACUUCCUCAAGGGCAUCCUAUCCGUCUCAGUUUUGAGCAGCAAGGAUAUGAUUCGGCUGAUGACCUCAUGUGUAUUUUUGAGAACGAACUUGAAUCUCUUGAAUACAUUCCUCCUGCCCUCCCUGACGAUUUCGAAAAUCCGUCAAGCAUUCCCCUACUCAUGGCACACCGACAAGUCAUACGUCAUUUCCUUCGUUGGCAAGCGUCCCUAAAACGACAAAAAGGGACCCCUUUGAAGAACUCUGAGCUUGCUGCACUCAACAAUGAAGAUUUUGUUAUGUACCGUCGCGCAGCUCUUGGCCAAGUCUCGACGGCUACCACACCUGCCGCUUCUUUGUCGACCAUUCAGGGUCCUAUGGGGAAGACUCGUUCAGCUGUCAAGGAUUUUAAUCAUGGAAUAAAACGUGACAAAAUCCACUACCCAGUGCUCAAGGAUGACCGCUACUGGGACAAUUUUUAUCGCUUGUUUGUUGUUACUGCCGUAACUCAUAAUGUCGAAAAAGUUCUGGACCCGACCUACACUCCUACUGACCCUUUGGAGAAGUCCCUUUUCGAAGAGCAAAACAAGUUUGUAUAUUCCGCUCUAGAGCAUACGCUCCAGACCAACAUGGGUAAAAACAUUGUCCGUGAGCACAGUUUCGAUUUCAAUGCUCAGGAAGUUUUCCAUAAGGUUGUGAAACACUAUACUGAUAUGGAUCAUCAUGGACAGGUACUGCGGUUUAUUCUCCACUGGAAAAACCAUCUGCGCAUUUACAACGACACUGUUCCGGCUGGUGAGCAACUUCCCCAACAACUAUGCCUUAGUCUUUUGGAAGAUGCUGUCCAUGAUGUCCCUGAACUUUGCCAGGUGAAAAUCACGGCAACUCUAGACUUAGCCAAGGGAGGCAAUCCUAUUAGCUACAACGGUUAUCUCAGCCUAUUACUUGCAUUAGCAUCUCUAUACAACAAUGAUAAUAAUUUAUUUAACUCUCGUAACAGCAAGAACAAGCGAAGCGUGUAUACUACUGAUCUAGCUUAUCAUCCGACUGAUUUUAACAGUGAACCUGACAUAGAUUAUGAUAUAGAUGUAUCACCAACUACCAUCUAUGAGGCCAAUGCUCACAACAGGAACAACUGCGCGCCUGAAACGGAACUACUCGCUCACCCCACCAAUCAAGUCAGCCGCAUGAGUGAUGGUGACAUCCAUAAAGUACUUGCUGCGUCCCGCGAUGUACCUGUUUACGAUCCGAAAAAUGAUAACCCAAAUCAAUGCAAUCCAAUGUCCUGCAAUACCAAGUCUCUUGAUACAAUGUCAAUGAGACUACUGCAGCCCUUGUUGAUUGCGGCGCAAAUGGUGGACUUGCUGGUGGGGAUGUCAUUAUCCUGCGUUAAAACUGGCCGUUCUGCCAAUAUGACAGGUAUCAAUGACCACACCUUACCCAAUCUGGACAUUGUUACUGCUGCUGGUUGCGUCAAAUCUCAAAAUGGACCCAUUUUUCUCAUUAUGAAUCAGUACGCACAUUUGGGAAAAGGGAAAACGAUCCAUUCCAGUGCUCAAAGCAUCACGUCACCCGAAAUGCCCAGGACUAUGAAACACUUCGACCGUACUUAG